AUGGGAUCUCAGUUCGCAGGAAAUUCCGGCUGGAGGAAACUCGAUGUUGGUGUCAUCGGCGGUGGUAUCGGUGGUCUAUCUGUGGCUAUCUCCCUUCGCCGCGCCGGCCACAAGGUCACCAUCUACGAGCGUGCAGACUUUGCCGGUGAGAAGGGAGCAUCAGUUUCGUGCGCCGCCAAUGGCACUCGUUGGCUAGAGGAGUGGGAGAUCGAUGUCCAGAAGGGAGACCCAGUGUACUUGAAGAAGCUGAUCAGCCGUGACUGGUACACUGGAGAGCCGUACAGCGUCUACGACCUAGCGGAUUACGAGAAGCGAUGGGGCUAUGUCUACUGGAUGUUCCACCGUCAAUACAUGCACGCCAUGCUCAAGGAGGCCGCUCUGGCUGAAGAAGGAAAGGGAGAGGCUGCCAAGCUUCUGGUUAACCACAAGUGCAAGUCCAUCGACAUGGAGGCCAACAAGAUCGAGUUUGAUAACGGUGUCACUGCCACGCAUGACCUCAUUAUCGGCGCAGAUGGCAUCGGCUCUGCAGUCAGAGGUGUUCUUGGCAUCCACCCCGAGAAGCGCCCUGGACCUGCCAGCUGCCUGCAUGCUAACGUCAUGACUGAGGAUGCUGUCAGACUCGGCCUGACUGAUUACUCCAAGGACAACGCCCUGGAGUACUGGGGUGGUCAAGAGGGCAAGUUCGACAAGAUUGUCCUGUCGCCUUGCAACGGUGGCAAGCUCCUGUCCUACUACUGCUUCUUCCCCCGUGACAAGGGUGACUACACAAGCCACACCUGGGGUGGCGAUGAUCUCCCGGUUGAGGAGCUUCUUGCUCCCUACCCUGAGCUCGACCGCCGUGUGAGGGAGCACCUGGCCAUCGGUAUCGAGGUGCAGCCCUGGCGACUGUGGAUCCACGACCCUUACCCUUACAUGAACAAGAAGAACGUUGCCAUCCUUGGUGACGCUGCUCACCCCAUGAUGCCUCACCAGAGCCAGGGCGCCUGCAUGGCCAUCGAGGAUGCCGCCGCUCUCGGCAUCGUGUUCAACCAGAAGUACUUCAACGGCAACGUCGCCGAGGCUCUGGAGAUCUACAGCCAGGUCCGCCUACCCCGAGUCACCAAGGUACAGGCCGCCGCCGCCAAGGCCGCCUACAACAUCAACGAGCGCAUCGGCUUCUCCAGCAACACCGACGUCGAAGGCUACAAGGUCGAGGACGAGUCCAAGAAGCUGACGGUCGAGGAGAUGAACGGCUACGACAUGUACAAGGACGUUGAAGAGAAGAUUGCCGCCCAGAAGGGCCAGCCCUGGACUGAGAAGUUCAUCACCGGCCUCCCCAUUGGCCUGCAGCUGUCCAACGGUGUCACCAUCGGUGCAUAA
Molecule: messenger RNA, 1359 nt
Organism: Neoarthrinium moseri
Lineage: Eukaryota; Fungi; Ascomycota; Sordariomycetes; Amphisphaeriales; Apiosporaceae
Exons: 3
Coding region: 1-1359 (452 amino acids)
Molecular function (GO): monooxygenase activity; FAD binding
Source: RefSeq, a predicted model, not a curated record